Molecule: messenger RNA, 4336 nt
Organism: Aspergillus pseudotamarii
Lineage: Eukaryota; Fungi; Ascomycota; Eurotiomycetes; Eurotiales; Aspergillaceae
Product: putative SNF2 family helicase
Exons: 10
Coding region: 586-4032 (1148 amino acids)
Molecular function (GO): ATP-dependent chromatin remodeler activity; ATP binding
Source: RefSeq, a predicted model, not a curated record
UUCUAGAGGUGAGAUGAUGCGAGAAAAUGGAGAGGUUAAGGAGAUCGUAGAGGAGUCGACCCCAAUGGAUGAUGGUGUGUCCGAGAUGUGGUUACACUAUGGAGGAGUUCGAUAAAAACAUCAAUGAUACAGGGGAUGAACGACGUAGUCGAAGGUAAGAGGUAGAAGGGGAUUUAUGCCUCCGAGGCUGUAGAUGUUUAGAGAGGGCACGGAUGGGGGAAGAGAUGAGAGAAAGAUAUGGAAGGUAGAGGUGAGAUAGUAUCUAUAUAUCACCUAUGCCUUAGCCUUAGUUCUCAUCCUACUUUUUCCUGAUCGUCCUCCCUGAUCACCAUUAUCUCUAUCCUGAUCAUCAUUAUCCUCUUCCACUCAGGCUUUGGAUCAUACAUACUCUUAUCCAUAUACUCCACCAGUUCUACAUACUUCUCGGUGUCUCUCACAUAUCUUUCAUUCGUGUAUUUCUACAUCCUAUCAUCUCAUCAUCUCCCAUCUGUUUGUUGCUUUCUACUUUUAAGCCCCUUCAACACCUUACUCAGUACAACUAUCUCCCACUAUCCAACAACCAACAAAGCACCUCAAUCCUCAGCCAUGCCUACAACCAUGGACUCCUCCCAGGAGCCCGAACAACUUGACAUAGCAGCCUCUCUCUCCGAAAGCGCCGAAACUCGCCGAGAGCAGGCGGGCGCGAAGGCUGCCUUUGCUAGGAGCGUACUAGCGCUCCAAAACAACGCCUCACCGUCGAAACCCACCCACAUGCCUGAAACUACCAAAGCUCCUGAGAGCGGAGAGGCGGGAACAGCGCUCAAUGCGACUGAUAAAAGCCCAGGAUGUCAAGAUAAUUCUCAGGCAUACCAUACGUCCACUGCAGAUGUUCCCGAUAUUUCAGAUUAUGAGCUGAAUGAUGACCUCAACGCCCCUAUGGAUAUUGCACAGGCUCUUUCAGGAAUUAUAGGGAAUAGUGCGUCUGACUCCCAGCUUCCGCAUAAUGAAAUACCAGUUACUUCAACGUCGUCGGUGCAGGUUGAAGAUGCUAAGCCCGGUCCCUCCACUUGCCCAGCUGAUCCAGAAACCUUGGAGUGGCCGGACGAGAUGUCGGACUCCAUGGAUAACGACACGUCAGAGUUCGAUGCAAUUAAGUUCUGGUUUAAAGACCUGGCGAAUCCGACUAUAGAAGACAUAGUGAAAUACGAAGCGGCCAAGUUGCAGGAAAAGGCAAGGGAAACGAGGGUAUCAAACAGUGAAGCCCUUCGAUUACAGGACGACGAGUAUGACGAGUUUAUAAGGGAAGAGGAAGAGUCCGCCUUAUUUGUUACUCCUGAGCCCGCCCAAGAAAGUUCAUCUCGUGAGCAGCUACCCGAACAAAAUGAGACUACGCUCGCAACAGAGCCCGCAAAACAACUAAAGCAAACAAAGAGAAGGAACAGACAGAACAAGAUAUCUGCUGAAGAGAAACGAAGGAGCAUGCAGUUCGGGCUUGACGUUAUUCUUGGUAAAGUAGACAAGAAAAAGUCAGGAAAGAAGCGCAAUGCUAGCGGAAGCGGGCCAUCUGGUCCAGCCAAACGCCCUAGAAAAGGCAAAGAGCCCGAAUUCGACUUGGAAUCUCUCCUGAAAUCCAACAUCAUCGAGGAUGCACAUGCCAGUUCGGCGCUACCUGCGGCCCCGGCCUUUACUGAGAAAAACAAAGAGAAAGCACUCCUCCAGUUAAUCGCUGGAAUCCCAACUAAGGAGCAAGAACAGGCGAAAGACGAUAAGCGAAAGAUUUUGAAGGCGACCAAGAAGUUUAACAACAGUGCAAGAAGCGAUGGAAAGGGUGGCUGGAAAUUAAAGGGCAUGAAGACAAGCCUCUACAAUUACCAGGUCUUAGGUGCUAGCUUCAUGCGUGAUCGAGAGAAUUCAUCCCAGCCGCCAUAUGGAGGUCUCUUAUGUGAUACCAUGGGUUUCGGGAAAACGAUCCAGACACUUGCCAAUAUUGUCGAUGGGAGACCGCCUGACCCGACUGACCCUGUGAGAACGACAUUGAUUGUUGUGCCAUCGCAGCUUGUCUCACACUGGAUGACGCAACUGCAAAAACAUUGCGAAAUAGAUGCAAUAGGCGAAGUUCUUGUGUAUCGUGCAAACGCGAGAUACUUGACACUUGACGUUCCCAAGAGUAUCCAGAAGCACAACAUUGUGAUAACUACAUACGAUGAAGUUCGGAGAUCUUACCCCCAAUGCAAUAUCCCAAGUCAGAUUGCCGACAAAGAUAAACUUAUUGAGUGGUGGACGGAGACCUAUAAAAAUGACGUGGGCCCUCUACAUCAAAUCAAAUUCAGGAGGAUUAUCUUAGACGAAGCUCACAUCAUAAAAAAUCAUCUUUCACAGAUAUCUAUCGCUGUCCGUGCUCUCACGGGCCAUCACAAAUGGGUCCUCAGUGGAACGCCUGUGCAUAAUCGUGUAGAGGAAUUCUAUCCGCUCUUUGAUUUUCUCGGUGUUCCUCGCACCGGAACUUAUGAGAAUUUCUGGAAAUCAUACUGCAGGGAUGGGGAAGCCAACAAAUGCUUGGUUAAUCUCCUCCGAUCGUUCAUGUUUCGUCGAACGCAUUCCAGUCGGCUUUUCUCGUUGCCUAUCAUCAAGCUGCCUGAUAUUGACGAAAAGGUCGUACAAGCAGAAUUCUGUGAGGCCGAGAGGAUAAUGUACGAUGCUAUCAUCGAUGCAUUUUUCGAGAUAAUCAAUGGCUACGCCCAUGUGGAAAAUCCUAGAUUGAAGCAAUACCGAUGCUUCCUGACGAUGAUUUUAAAGCUGCGCAUGGUUUCCAGCCAUAUACUUACUGCGCAAGACAUAAUAAAAAAGCUUCUUUGCAAAGGAUUGAUUCGUGAGUUUAUCGACAUCUUGAAAGUGGAGAGAAGCCCCGAAAGUCCAUCCUCCAAUAUCAUACAAUGGAUCAGAGCAAUGAGAAAAGAGAUCGAAUUACCCGCAACUCCACAGACUCAAGGCUUCACGGGCCCUUGUGUAGAGGAGCUCCGUGGCGACAAGGAAGAGCUGACCAAACAGUUCAAAGCUUUCAUGACGACACUUCAUGAGAAUGAGCAGUGGAUAGAGAGGUUUGAAAGGGGAAGCUGCGCUUCCUGUGGAUUCAUGCCAACGAAUCCGGUGAUUACAUCCUGUAUGCAUCUGUAUUGUGAGGAAUGUUAUUAUCUUCUUUUAAAGGAAGGUGAAACACGGAUCUGCUCAAGUUGCAAUACAGGCAUUCGAGCAGCUGCGACGUGCCCUAUCUCGGAAGAUGGAGAAAUAGGGGAGUCAUCUUCUGCUCUCAUAGUCGAAGAGACGAGGAAGCAGAAGAAAUCACCUAAGAAGAGCAAGAAAAAGACACGAGGGAAUUUUGCGGGUGGCUUUUCGGCGGUUGUCACACACGGCAGAGAUCAACCCGAGGAUGAAGUAGAUGAAGACGAAGAGGUAGAUUGGAUUUCUGGGUGUGGUGGCGAAAUGACCAGUGCCAAAAUAGCGAAGAUACAAGAGAUCGUCAAGGGUUGGAUUGACGAGAACCCGGACGUGAAAAUUGUCAUAUUUACUCAGUUUGUUGAUUUCCUUCGGCUGCUCGGGUUUAUGUGCCAGAAACAGAGAUGGGGGGUCACUUGCUUGUACGGGAAAAUGAGCUUACCGGCUCGUGAGCAGAGCAUGGAAAAAUUCAAAGAUGAAAGAGAGGUACGGAUCUUGAUUGCCAGUCUCAUGGCUGGGGGAAUUGGACUCGACAUGUCCAUGGCGAACAAGUGUAUCCUCGUGGAUCUGUGGUGGAAUGAAGCUAUUCAAGAACAGGCCUUUUGUCGCCUCUACCGAAUCGGUCAGUCUAAGAAUGUGGAAUUUGUCAAGAUCACCAUCAAAGACUCAAUUGAUGAGUAUCUGUUGAAAAUGCAAACUCGCAAAACGGCCAAUCUUUCCGGUACUAUGGGGGAUGAUGUUUUGAAGGAUCGAGAUUCGAUCAUCGAUCUCAUGAAGAUGUUUUGGGGAACAGUCAUCGAAGAGCCAACAGGUGGACUUUCCAUUCAACGCAACCAUUAACGCAAACCUAGUGGCAUACUCUGCAGGUGAAUGUUUCUUUUCCGCAUUGACGUGAACUUGGCUAUCAUUUUCGUCCAAGCUCUAUUAGUUCUGAUAUUAUUGCUUUUUGGCUUUUUGAUGGCUGGUUUUCUAUUCCUAGUUCUGAUCAUGGUUGACAAUUGGUUUUGAUACUGCUAUUUACUGCUUGAAUUGGAAGUUUGAUGCCAUCAUUUUAAUAUCAUAUGAUCUGAAUUAGCUUUGAAUACACUUGGCCUUACUUCAUUGGCUAUCAUUUGAUUCAUUGUGAGGCUAUCUUUGACUAGUA